ACUUUUAGAGAGAGAGAGAGAGAGAGAGAGAGAGAGUGAGAGAGUAGGGGGGAGAGGGAGAGGGAGAGGGAGAAGCGGAUUACUGGUACGCUUGGGAGUGCGGUUGUGCACCGAUCGGAGCUGAACGAUCUCCCCUGAUUCCCGAUCGCCGCCGAUUUCGCCGGUGUUUUUUUUUUUUCUUUUGUGGGUUUUCUGGGAAGAUUUCGAGGAGGGUUUCUUCGUUCUUCUCGGUUUGUCGGCUGUUUUUUUUUUUUUCUGUGCUUGCUCUUGCGGAUCACUGGGACGCUCGAGUUCGCCUCGCAACUGUGAAUUAUGGGGUCUACUCUCGUGAUCAAGGUCAAUUAUGAAAAUUCUCUGAGGCGCUUCAAUGCACGCGUGGAUGAAAAUGAGAACUUGGAUCUCGACAUGGUUGGCCUGAAGGCCAAGAUCCUCAGUCUGUUCAGUUUCCCUCCCGAUGCUGAUCUGACUCUGACCUAUGUUGACGAGGAUGGUGAUGUAGUGACUCUCGUCGAAGAUAAUGAUCUGCGCGAUGUAAUGAGGCAACACCUGAAAUUCCUUAGGAUUAAUGUAUCUGUGAAUGGUGAGAAAAGUGGCAGAUCAUAUGCUAGGUCGAGUGGAAGUUCUACCCCACUAAGAUCCCCUCUGGGCCAGCAACCGUUGCCUGACAUCAAUGCCAUUGUUGCUGAAGCUCUAAAAACUGUGCCAGACCCAAUUCGUGAAGCAGUUUCGAAACUAUCGCUGGAGCUGGCUUCUAGAGCUGCCUCCUCUAGUCUGACAAUUUCAGACUUCAUUGACAGUUUUACGAAGUUGGGUCAAUCUUAUCUGAAUACAGGCUUUCAGCCUCAGGUUGGUGGCAACGCGGGUGGUGUUAAUGGUGCCUCUGCAACCACAUCAAUGGCAGCUGAUACUGAUGUUGUGAAGGAGGAAAGCAUGCGUGAUGUGAUGCCAAACUCUAAUUUUGGACACUCAUCAUCCAAGGAUUCCAAGGAUGUGGAUGAUGGAGGUGUUAAUGAAGGCAGGGUUGUGUCUGCUGCUCCAGCACAUGUACCUGUCGAUCUUAAUGCCGAUCUCUCUGGGGAGUCGAACAUUUCAGGUGGAGAGAUGAAGGUCGAAGGCCAUAAAAUUUUAGUUGGAAAGACAAAAGAUGAAUUACCGCUGAAGGAAAUCGAGAGACUGGAUGAUCAAAUCAAGAAUCAGAUUAUCUACCCAUUCUUUGGGAAAACAAAGGUGGAAGACCAUCAAAUUUUAGUUGGAAAGACAGAAGAUGAAGUGUGGAAGGGCUUGCAGAGAGUGAAGGAUAAAAUCAAGGAUCAGGUUAGUGGCCUAUCCGUUGGGAAAACAAAGGUGGUAUGGGAGAGGGAGAACAGUUCAAAGGAUCAGGUUAGCUGCCUAUCCGAUGGGAAAACAAAGGUGGCAUGGGAGAACAGUUCAGGUCGGAAGACGCCUGCACAACUUUUGAAGGCAAUUGAAAAAAUGAAUAACCAUAUCAAAGAUCAAGCGAGCCCCAAUCUCCUGCCGUUGGAGCAUCCACAAGCAUGGCGCAGAAUCGGAUUUCCUAAUCUCAUCCCUGGGUUUACAGUCAGCUCCUAUCAACCACUAAUGCCUUUUGUAAGUUUAAAUGGUGUGCCUGUUACACCACAUGUAAAUACAAAGGUGGAAGUCCAGAACGUCUCGGGUGGGAAGACACAGGCUGAAGUUCAGACGGAACUUCAGAAAAAUGUCGAUUCCAUUAGCAGUGUUGACCAGGGAGCAUCCCCAGCUGUGGCAAACACUACAGCAAUGCCAAAGCCUGCUGCUGUUGGUCAUUCAUUUGUUGACCCGUUUAGUGGAUUGCCUCUUGCUGAUAAGUGGGCUCUUGCCCAUGGUGCUUUCCGACAUCCACAACCAUUUAAGAGAAGCUCCAACUAUGCUGAUGCCAUGGGCGGUAUAUUCCACAAGGGCAUUCGCUGUGACGGCUGUGGUGUUCAUCCAAUUACUGGACCUCGGUUCAAAUCAAAAGUGAAGGAAGAUUAUGACCUUUGCAGCAUCUGCUUCUCUGAAAUGGGUAAUGUUGCUGACUAUAUCCGGAUAGACCGGCCAGCCAUGUAUGGAUCCUAUAGACUACCAAGGCCUUUCAAAGGAUUUUAUGAUCUGCAUCAUUGGGAGGCGGCUCCUUCAACAUUCCCCCAUCCGGUGAGAGGCUGCGGAGGAAAGUCUGGUAAGCCUAAGCUGGAUAGUCGCUUCGUCUCGGAUGUCACUGUGAUGGAUGGCACUGUGAUGGCACCAUCGACGCCCUUCACUAAGAUAUGGCGUAUGCGCAAUAGUGGAAAUUUUGUUUGGCAUCAGGGAACACAACUGUUCCGGAUUGGAGGAGACAAUUUCAGUGACACUAAUGCAGUGGAAAUUGAGGUCCCUGCUCAAGGUGUGCCAGUAGAUGGGGAGCUUGACAUUGCUGUUGAUUUUAAGGCACCAGUUGCAGCUGGUCGGUACAUUUCCUACUGGAGGAUGGCAUCUUCUUCAGGACAUAAGUUUGGCCAGCGUGUUUGGGUUCUGAUUCAGGUUGAUGAUUCCCAGAAGGAUGCAUUCUGUGAUAGCCUCCAGGGUUUGAACCUGAAUUUGCCUGCAGAAAGUGAUGAGUCUAAACUCUCUGGAAUCUUAGACAUGAAUGUCCCACCUGCUGUAGUUUCUGACUUCUUUGGAAAUGACAACUCCAACACGGUCACUGAACCAGUUCAGCCGAUGGUUGAGCAGGAGCUCAAUUUUCCCAUAAAUGACAAUUUGCUGGUUGGCCAACGUGUAUCAGCCUCUGCUCCUCCCGAGGACUCUGGGCCCGUUUCGUACCCUGUAGUGGAAGUCGAGCCACCUGAAGCAGUUCCUGCCGCAACUGCUGCAGCGGUGCCUCCUCCUGUCAUUGCUUCUUCAUCUGCACCGUCUCAAGCCAUCGGCAGCGACACAGAGGUGGUGGAACAGUCACUCCUGAAGGAGCUGGAGGAGAUGGGCUUUAAGCAGGUGGACUUGAACAAGGAGGUACUGAGGAUGAACGCCUACAACUUGGAGUUGUCAGUGGAUGAUCUCUGCGAUGUUGCUGAAUGGGAUCCUAUACUUGGAGAGUUGCAGGAGAUGGGCUUCUGUGACAAGGAGAUGAACAAGAAGCUGCUGAAGAAGAACAAUGGGAGCAUCAAGCGCGUGGUCAUGGAUCUUCUUACUGGGGAGAAGGCUUGAUAAGUUAGUGGUCUGACCUGGAUAGUGUCAUCAUUCCCAUAUGUUAUUAAAUAAAUAAAGGUGAUGAUGAAUCUAUGAUGUUUGCUUCCAGGAUGUUAUCUAGUUUCUAGUCCUUAGUAUGUUGGAAAUCUGGAGUCUUCAUGGUAUGAUGUAUGUAUUAACUAUGAACCAUCUUUAAUGUCUAUAUGGUAUGCUAUGGUAGUCAUGCUUUAUUGCUGGUUACUCUGAA
Messenger RNA from Eucalyptus grandis, 3430 nucleotides. Its product is annotated as protein JOKA2. Gene Ontology annotation, molecular function: zinc ion binding; protein binding. Lineage: Eukaryota; Viridiplantae; Streptophyta; Magnoliopsida; Myrtales; Myrtaceae. The record is from RefSeq and is a predicted model, not a curated record.